Molecule: messenger RNA, 5305 nt
Organism: Onychostoma macrolepis
Lineage: Eukaryota; Metazoa; Chordata; Actinopteri; Cypriniformes; Cyprinidae
Gene: tnk2a
Product: tyrosine kinase, non-receptor, 2a
Exons: 16
Coding region: 393-3644 (1083 amino acids)
Biological process (GO): signal transduction; regulation of keratinocyte differentiation; protein phosphorylation
Cellular component (GO): extrinsic component of cytoplasmic side of plasma membrane
Molecular function (GO): ATP binding; protein binding; protein tyrosine kinase activity
Source: RefSeq, a predicted model, not a curated record
UGGAUGCAGACAUGUUUGGAAGACAAGACAGGGCUGCAAUUAACUGGAUUUAAGGCACUGUCUGCACUGAUUCAUUCAUCUAAAAGGGUGGGAAUAAUCUUUCACAAUAAUUCUCCGGAGGCUGGGCAGAGGUUUUGCAACAGAAGACACAAUUUCACAUGAGACUGCAACUAUUGUUUGGUCGAGGAAUCAGAUUACUCACUUUAUUCUUGACUUUAGCUUAUAAAAGAGAGAGCUUUUGUAGCUGCUGAUGGGAAGAAGAAGAAUCAAACAAAUAUAUCUCACAGAUUAGAGGAGACGCUCGACAGUUUACUGUGAAAACAGGACACACCCUGAGGGAGUGCGGUUCACUCAUACACACACUGCCUGAAAGCACUGCUUUCCAUGUAGAAAUGGCGGCGGUCUCCGAAUACCAGCGGCACUAUAAUAUAAAAGAUGAGCCGGACGGUGAAGACAUGCAGUCUGAAGAGGGAACGGAGUGGCUCAUGGAGCUGCUCACUGACGUGCAGCUUCAGCAGUACUUCAUGCGUAUUCGUGAUGAGCUCAAUGUCACACGUCUCUCACACUUUGACUAUGUCAAAAAUGAGGACCUUGAAAAGAUUGGCAUGGGACGCCCAGGUCAGAGACGGCUGUGGGAGGCAGUGAAAAGGAGAAGGGCAAUGUGCAAACGGAAGUCAUGGGUGAGCAAGUCUCUGUGCUUGGGUCAGCAGGUGUUCACCGGGAAGCGGCCUGACUCUGAUUCCCAGACCCCAGUGGUGUUCCGCAGCUCCUCCCCAUCCUCAACUCAACCAGACAGCCAGCCAGCCAAUCUCACCUGCCUCAUCAGUGACAGAGACAUCACGCUCUACGAGAAACUGGGAGACGGCUCUUUCGGAGUGGUGAAACGUGGAGAAUGGCAGGCCCCGUCUGGAAGAGUGCUGAGUGUGGCUGUGAAGUGCCUGAAGGCAGACCUGUUGGAACAGGAUGAAGGUCUAGAUGACUUCAUAAGGGAAGUUAACGCCAUGCAUUCCCUGGACCACCACAAUCUCAUUCGUCUCUAUGGGGUUGUCCUCACACACCCCAUGAAGAUGGUGACAGAACUUGCUCCACUGGGUUCUUUGAUAGACCGCUUGAGGAAGCGUCAGGGUCAUAUUUUGAUAUCAGUGCUGUGCCAUUACACCGUUCAGAUCGCCUGUGGCAUGGCGUACCUGGAGUCCCGACGAUUCAUUCACAGAGACCUGGCUGCACGCAACAUCCUUCUAGCCUCCAACGACCUCAUCAAAAUUGGUGACUUCGGCCUAAUGAGGGCCUUGCCUAAGAAUGAUGAUCAUUAUGUGAUGCAGGAGCAUCACAAAGUUCCCUUUGCUUGGUGUGCUCCAGAAAGCCUAAAGACCCGAACCUUCUCCCAUGCCAGUGAUACUUGGAUGUUUGGAGUAACAUUGUGGGAAAUGUUCACUCAUGGACAGGAACCUUGGGUUGGACUCAAUGGUAGCCAGAUUCUCCAUAAGAUCGAUAGGGAGGGAGAGAGGCUUAUCAAACCAGAGGACUGUCCACAGGACAUUUAUAACGUCAUGCUGCAGUGCUGGUCGCCUAAACCCGAGGACAGACCGACAUUUGUGUCCCUCAGGGACUUCCUGGUGGAGACAAUGCCCACCGACAUGAGGGCACUGCAGGACUUUGAUGAGCCAGACAAACUUAAAAUUCAUGCUAACGACAUAAUCACCAUAAUUGAGGGAAGAGCAGAGAACUACUGGUGGAGGGGUCAGAACAGACAGACCCUGAAGGUAGGACAGUUCCCUAGGAACGUGGUGACCUCCGUGGCCGGUCUGUCUGCUCACGACAUCAGCCGACCUCUCAAGCACAGUUUCAUCCACACAGGCCAUGGAGACACAGACCCUCAUCGUAGCUGGGGUGCCCCUGACAAAAUUGAUGAUCUGUACCUUGGUAAUCCCAUGGACCCACCAGAUGUUCUUGGCAUGGAUUCAAUUGCAGCCAAGCCCACUAAACUUCCAAACCGGGCUAAAAAACUACCUCCUCCUAGACCUCCUAAACCAGCCGUUCUUCUUAAGAAACCAUUUUACGACUCUGUGUUGGACGACGAUGAUGAUCUGAUAGUGACAGGCGUGAAGAAGCUCUCUCUUAAGACUCCCGCGUACCUGAGUUUGCGCCUCCGCCCUUGGGAAAGCACUAGUCCAAGCGACCGCCUUAGCGAAGUCUCGCUCAUUGACUUUGGAGACGAUAGUUUCAGCUCUACAUCACCUUCCCCCAUUACCGAGACACCCAACCCCAGCACAGUGAAGCCACCUGUGUCCUACGCCGCUUCUAUCUUGGAUAUGGCGCCGCCGCAGAGCCCCAAUCGAGCCCUGCCAAACCCCAUGCACCCUACUCCAGUGGUGGAUUGGGACAUGCGGCCCCUGCCUCCUCUUCCGGCAUACGACGAGGUGGCUGUUGAGUGUGCAGAGCAAGAAGACAUGGAAGUAAGCUCCAUAAAUGCAUCUGUGUCACAGGAAGACGUAGUGUCCAAACAGACACAAUCAGAAGAUGGCGUUAAAAUCGAUGGUAAACUCAACGUUGAGGACAAUCUCUUUCUACCGACCAAGCAUGCUGAGGAUACCCACUCCUUUUCACAAUCAGCAGACAUCUUCAAGGAGCUACAAAGGGAGGUGAUGGUGAAGCUUCGGGUCCCUCCAACCGGACGUUCCCUCCCUUCUUCACCGCUUCCAACUUCUUCAGCUCUCGUGCCACACCGCCAGAUCAUCCUGCCCUCCUCCUAUGAGGACAGGCCUCAAAUCCCUCCAAGAAUCCCCAUCCCGCCCAUGCGGCCCUCUAAGCGGGCAGGAAUAUACGGCAGCAGAUUGUCAGUUUCCCUUGGAGACAAUGAAGACGGGAGCCGAUGUCCACCUCAGAUACCCCCAAGGGAUCACGCUCUGUCUCAACCCAACUCUCGGGCACCAAGCCCCAUGGCGCCGCAAGGCGGCUCCCCUCAGCAAGGGUCCAGCCUCUGUUGUGUUGGAUCUCUGGGUUCUUGCCUGUCGCCGUCAUCGUAUUCUUCCGCGCCAUCCAGCUCCUCCACCAUGUCUUCUACGUCCACGGCCACCACUACAAGUUCUCAGUACGGCUCUACUCAAGUGGCCCAGACUCCAGCCAAGAGUCCUUGCAUCCUUCCUAUUGUGUACGGUGGUGUGAAGGCCAGCAGCACUCAUUACUACUUGCUACCUGAGAAACCGGCAUACCUGGACAAGUAUGACAGGUUCUUAAAGGACUCUGAGGGAAACGAGAAAAAAACUACAAAUAUGGCCACUGUGAGACCCAUGGUUCAGCAGCAAGUUAACAAGCCCAAUGCCUCCCCCAGCCACACCAGCGGGACCUCCAGCAGCCUUGCCUGGCCAAGCACCACCCAAGCAGGUGCCUACAACCGUGUAACGCUCCAACAAGUGCAGGAGGCAGUACAUGGAGUGACUGUAGAGGAGUGUCAAACGGUCCUUCAAGCACACGGCUGGAACGCUCAGGAGGCUGUGAAAUAUCUGAAGGUGGAGCAGUUGUUUCGACUGGGUUUGAAGGCUCGGCCCGAAUGCUUGGAAGCUCUGGAGAGAUGUAGCUGGAAUCUGGAGCAAGCCAGCACCCAAAUGCUGGACUCCUACGGUCCAUCUAGACAUAGGUUCUAAUGGCAGGAAGAAGAAGAACUGAUCUCCAUUCCACUGCAGCUAAUAAAAGUCGAGUUUCAUCUACAACUCAUUGACUCUGGACCAGUAGAUAUUUGCAGGUCAUUUGAAUAUUCAUUGCUUUACUGCUUAUAAUCAAUGCAAGACAAAUGCAAAAUUCACUUACUUGAAGUACAACAGUGCAAUGUGAACAGUUGAACCAUGUACAUCAGAUUGUGUUUUAUAUAUUUGCUUAAGUUUUAAAGUAGAGAAAAGUUCGCUUUUCACUGCAUUGUAUGUGACUUUCAGCCUGUAAAAUGUUUGUAGUUUAUUUAUUCAGAAUAUUUUAUCCAGGGGCAUAGGGGAUCAUCUGAAAAUUGGAGACACAAUGUGAAUCUUUUGAGCACAGCUAAUGAAUAUUAAUUGAGUGACGUGAGUUGUAAUGGUCACUAUGCCACUGAUUUUAUGUAAAGACAUUGCAGGAUAUACUACAGAGACACAAUAAUCUUUUGAAUGGAUGUAUUGACCAUUAAGGUGUGGUUACAUUUACAGUUGUUCUGUUGAUUUUCAUGGGCUAAAUCUGUGAUUUCAAAAGGAAUCCACAUGACCAGGAAUUUCACAUAAGAAAACACCUUAGAAAGCUGCUUGGUGUGAAAGUGAUUUCUGUGUAAAUUUCACAGAAACUUUGUUAAUGUAACCGCACCUUUAUGCUCCUAUUUAUGCAUAAUGCUCAUACAUCUGUUAACUCUCAUACAUGAUGUUGCAUGCAGAUUACAGGCCUUGUUGUUGCUUAUUUAAGCCUUUACUAGUUUUUCAUUCAUUUUAUUCUAUUCAGUGGUGUUAUAAUUAGUCACAGCCUUGGACGGCACAGCCACAGAUCACCCACAGUUGGUUAUAUUUUUAAAUAAUUUUAGAUGGUCUCAGGAUGAUCUCUUCCCUUCUAAGUGGGUGGUUCUUGGCCAAAAUAAGCUGGGAUGAGGACGAGAUACGUCGAUUUUUUUUGUGUAGCCAGAUAUAUGUUCUAUGUGCCAUGAUGACUGCAGACAAUACAUUUAUAAAUGCACCUACUAUAUUAUUAAUUUAUUAAUUUCCUUGUUAGUUGUUGGUCUUCAUUGUCUUUUUGAUCACAGGAACACUUAAGACACAAUGUUACUGUUCUCAGUUGUUGAUUUAGCUUACUUUUAAGUAAGUGGAACUUUGAACUCCAUUACGCAUUUUGCGAUUUUGCUCAGGUUCAUAAAUCACAGAAACCUCACUUAGUCUCAUGCGUGAAGAUGGGAAGUUUGUGUUGAUGAUAUUACAUUAUCUGUUACAUGAAUGGAACUGAAUAACAGCUUUUUUUACAUGCAUUUUUCUUCUGUCAGAACAUGUCAACCGUAUGUCACACAGACGUCUGGCUAAGCAAAUUGAGGCUUCUGCUCUGUGCUCUGUAAUUUUCAUCUGCCUCUUGUCCAGAUGCUCAGUAUUGUAGUUAUAAUUUACCUGCACUGGUUUUGUGUUCAUGUCUAUGCAAUUGCUGUUGCAAUUCAGUUUUUGGAAUAUAGCCUGUGUCAGUGCUCACCUCAUGUAGGUUGCAUCCCACUUAUUCUAAAGUGAAUGGCAGAAUGCUGGGCUUACUGUAAAAGCUUUAUAAAUGUUUGUUGUAUAAUUAUCUAUCUGUAUUUUUGUAUGAAGUAAAUAUUUAA